Messenger RNA from Ilyonectria robusta, 2322 nucleotides. RefSeq lists its product as uncharacterized. The record is from RefSeq and is a predicted model, not a curated record. Gene Ontology annotation, molecular function: protein binding. The coding region runs from base 1 to 2322 and encodes 773 amino acids. The transcript is spliced from 2 exons. NCBI's taxonomy places the organism in Eukaryota, Fungi, Ascomycota, Sordariomycetes, Hypocreales, Nectriaceae.
AUGGCUGCAGUUACCACCUCCCCUCCUCCGAUCAUCGCAUCGCCGACCUCCAACCGCCAGGACCUCCCGGACGACGGGCCCCGAAGCCCUAUUAAUGUCCCCGAUCUCGACAUGGCCGGUGGCCCCCGGCUGCGGGAUGCCCCCAUCUCCCCCGUGCGAGUAAAUUUCCAGGACGACACCUGGGCUCAGCCCUCGAAUGUCGAUAUCCAGCAUACACAGAUUCACGGCGCUCACGCCGAGCUCGUCGACCGCACUCGCGACCAGCCCUCGCCUCCGGCUUCCGCCCCUCCUCCUCCUCCUCACGCCGCCUACCUGCCGUCGAGCCCCCAGAGUCCUCGAGACUUCUUUGGAGCAAGCCCUGAAUUUCCCAACACAGAUGGGCCUCCCGUUCUGUCUUUCGAUCCCUCAUUUUCUCAGUCUCCCGUGUCCAGCCCAACCAAGAGCGUUCGCCCCGCCACAGAGGCACCCAUGCUGGCCACCUCGGGACCCGUCGCUGAUGGAUACGAGCCCAACAUGAUGAGCCCGAAAGAGAGAGUGCGCAAUCAAGACAUGUAUCGCAACAGCCGCGAGUCGGACGAGACGACCAGCACGAACCAGCAACCGGUAUCGGCCCAGUCAUCUGCCAACACCAGUGCCAGUUCGCUCUCAGGCAUCAAUGAGAAUGCCGAGUGCCAGACCAUUGGUGACUCGGCUGAAAGCUCUAUUAUUGAGGGUGACAUGUCUAGGGACCAGUCUGUUCCGCAAUUCCAGUACCACCACCAACGGGACUAUCCCGUUCGCGUUUCGAGCGUUCCCAACGACGAGCGAACAGGCUCAAACCCCGAUCUGGCUGAGAAUGCCUCAAACGUCAGGCGCCAUCUCACCCCCAACUCCAACAACUUUAGACGCAGCUCUGUACCUCGACCGCAAUCAGCAUACUCGGCUCUCUCCGACUUUGGCGGCCCCCGCGGUCGAUCUCCUGGACUCAUGCCUGGUGGUUCCCACAUGCGCUCGCCGUCUGGGACGCGCAAGUCCCCCGAUGUCCGACCCGCAUCGUAUGCCGAGCUUCUCAACGUGCCGUACCCCCAGCAAGCCCCAGCGCCGCUAGCUCUCGAUAACUCCAACUUGCGAACUGUUAUUGGCAACAAUGCCUCCCUCCUCAGCACCCAGAAGACGCUGGACAUGUAUCGUCUAAAUGUCAAGAAGACCAACGAUGUCUCUAUCCAGUAUUCGUUCGCAGUAUUCCUGAUUUCCACUGCCCAAGAACAGGGUCUCGACUUUACAGAUCCUAAGACGAGGAAAACUAGCCCUAAACCCCAGAAGGGACGCGAUAGCCCCACCGCCGAGGGCAGCGUCUCCAGCCCCUACGAGCUGGUGAAGGAAGCUCGUCAGAUCCUCCAGCGUCUUGCUAGCGGUGGAUAUCCUUUUGCCCAGUACUACCUUGCAGAUGGUUACGCGUCAGGUCUCUUUAACAAGGGCAAGGAGGAUUACAAUUCGGCCUUCCCCCUUUUCGUCCUGGCUGCGAAGCAUGGUCAUGCCGAAUCUGGAUACCGCACUGCGCUUUGCUAUGAAUUCGCUUGGGGCUGCCGCAAGGACCCCGCGAAGGCGGUACAGUUCCUGCGAACAGCGGCGUCAAAAGGACAUCCUGGAGCCAUGACACGUCUUGGAAAGGCCUGUCUGUCCGGCGACUUGGGUGAGAAGCGAUACCGAGAGGGUAUCAAGUGGCUGAAGUUGGCUACCGAGGCCGCUGAUGCUCAAUACAACGUGGCCCCAUACCAGCUCGGUUGCUUGUAUGAGACUGGAUACGGCGAUGAUGUCUUCAUGGAUGAUAGCUAUGCUGCGGAACUAUUCACGCAAGCUGCGGACCUGGGACAUCCCGAGGCGAAUUUCCGCUUGGGCGAUGCUUACGAGCAUGGCAAGCUCACAUGCCCUCGUGACCCGGCUCUAAGUGUACACUUUUACACUGGUGCUGCAGAGCGCGGUCAUGCAGGCGCCAUGAUGGGAUUGUGUGCCUGGUACAUGGUUGGCGCUGCCCCAAUCCUGGAGAAGGAUGAAGAGGAAGCCUAUGAAUGGGCUCGUCGAUCAGCAGAUCUAGGUUUCGUGAAAGCUGAGUAUGCCGUGGGCUACUUUACCGAGAUGGGUAUUGGAUGCCGGCGCGACAUCCUGGAGGCCAACGUUUGGUAUGUCAAGGCUGCUGAUGCUGGAGACGAACGAGCGAAGCAACGACUGGCCAUUAUCCAAGCCGCCGUUAGUGGCGAAGGCACCCCUAUGGAAGUUGUUGCGCCACGAAACGGCAAGAUCCAGAAGGGCCAGAAGGACGACAAGGACUGUAUUGUCAUGUGA